Funneliformis geosporum is the source of this 984-nucleotide messenger RNA. The record is from the annotation of a GenBank genome assembly. Lineage: Eukaryota; Fungi; Glomeromycota; Glomeromycetes; Glomerales; Glomeraceae.
AUGUCGCCCAUAUUAUUCCCUAAAGAGUUGAAGCAAUAUCAAAAUGCUUCAAGUGAUUCUUCUUCAAGUUUGGAUAGUCCAUAUAAUCGUAAUGAAUUUUAUAUGGUAACCGACGUGUUGAUAAUCAUGUUUACAUUAAGCUGUCUGGGGAAUUUGGCCGUAAUUUACAGAACAUACAAACAAUGGAAGUUUGAUAAAACUAGCUUGAAGAUGGCUCAUAAACUGCCAUUUUACACUUCUUGCUCAGGCUUAAUCGAAAAUGGGUUAUUUUUGAUAAAUAUCAUACAUACUUCUAUGUAUGCAAGUGUAUUUGAGGACCCGGCAUGCAAAUUAAUCAGCUUUGUAAUCUGGGCCCUUAUUACAAUCAGCUUAUCUUUAUAUUCUGUUAUGGCCGUGGCAACAUAUCUCCGAAUUUGUCAUAAUUAUGAUAGAAUCUUACGUUUUGGCAAAUACGACUAUCGACUAUGGUCAAACGUAUCCUUGAUAUCUGUGAUGUUUCAACUGGUUAACAUACGAAACCAUGGUUCACGUAAAUAUUGGUGUGCAGGAAAAUCCGGAAAAUUCUCCACUUCCAUUUUAUUAUUUGUAUUAAUAACAAUAUCGUUGGUAGUAAUCCUCUAUUGUUAUUUGAAAAUACUAAGAAAGAUAAAUCAUACUUGUAAAAAUGAACAACUAAUUAAACACGGAGAGUUUGAGAAGAAGGCUACUAAUAAGGUCAUCAGUUACAUGAUCAUAUUUGUUCUUCAAUGGGUUUUUAUACAAGCUCAGAAUUUGGGAAGAUUGUUCGGUGUUGAGCACCCUUGGAUCUAUAUCAUAAAAGGACAUGCAAUAGGAGCGACCGGUAAUGUGGUUCAAUUAAUUAUAAAUGAAGGCUGGGACCCUUAUAAAAAAAAUGUUACAAAGGAUAAUAAAGUUAAUAAUGUGACUUUUGAGGAUGGUCAUUCGGGUUUAAAUAGUUUAGAUACGAAUAUCAGCCGAGUUUGA